Coregonus sp. 'balchen' is the source of this 295-nucleotide messenger RNA. The record is from the annotation of a GenBank genome assembly. NCBI's taxonomy places the organism in Eukaryota, Metazoa, Chordata, Actinopteri, Salmoniformes, Salmonidae.
AUGGAGGUAUGUUCCUUACCACAUACCAUUUAUAAACCAAACUCAUAAGAGAGAGAGUGUGUGUGACUGCGUGCAUGUGUGUGUGUGUGUGUGUGUGUGUGUGUGUGUGUGUGUGUGUGUGUGUGUGUGUGUGCAUGUGUCUCAUGUUUGUGUGGAAGUGUAAAGCCCUCUCUCCUUGUCUCUCUCCCUGCAGAAGGUGAGGGGGAUGGCCCUGGAUGACGUGGUUGUUCUCAACGUAGACACCAACACCCUGGAAACACCCUUUGACGACCUCCAAAGCCUGCCCAAUGACGUG